Molecule: messenger RNA, 2238 nt
Organism: Daldinia vernicosa
Lineage: Eukaryota; Fungi; Ascomycota; Sordariomycetes; Xylariales; Hypoxylaceae
Exons: 2
Coding region: 110-1909 (599 amino acids)
Source: RefSeq, a predicted model, not a curated record
CCAAUCUGCCAAUGCCAUGAUAGUGCACCUACUCCAGUUACAUUGCCGUACUACUGGAAUUUCAGUUGUACAUUAGUACUGCUAUAGUACUAUCAUAGUACUUUGUGAUAUGCACCCUUCCGUUAACGAAGCUUUCUCCUUCUCCACCUUCGUCAAUCCUGACACCGACACCGAUACCAACAUCAACACCAGCACCAGCACCAGCACCAACGCUAACGCUAACCAUCAUCGAGCUUCCUCCUCCACCGACCCCAUAAUUGCCGGUAGCUCUUCCGAGAAUAGUCGGAACAAAUCCGACAUCUUCGGCCAUCUCCACAAACCCGGCCCCUCCCAGGAGAAUGGUCAGUCCUCGGAUUCUGGGAACGCCUCUUCCCAGGCGGGCCGUGACCAUGUCUCGGGUCAUCUCGAAGAUCAGCGAACUAAGAAACGCCGGACCGGUCCCAGCUCGAGGGGUGUAGCAAACUUAACGCCAGAGCAACUUGCCAAGAAGAGAGCAAACGACCGGGAGGCGCAAAGAGCCAUCCGCGAACGCACUAAGAAUCAAAUCGAGAAUCUCGAGAGGCGGAUACGCGAGUUAACGUCGCAACAACCAUAUCAGGAGCUCCAAGCCGCUAUACGGGCUAAGGAGGCUGUCGAGGCUGAGAAUGCCGAAAUCAAAGGCCGGCUAGCCUCUGUCUUAUCCCUAAUACAACCUAUAUUAUCUAAUAAUCAACAAGUAGUCGAUGGAGCUUACGCAUCUCCUAUCCCUACUAUCACGCCAGCUCAGACUGCGCAGCGUUCACCCUCCGCCCCUACUAGUUACAAUGUUUCGACACCCAUGAGCGCUGCGUCUCCUUCUUCCGCAGCAGACUCGUCAUCCCAGGCACAAUCACAGGCCCAUCCAAGUCCGCAUUUUACCCAGGUAAUGCUGAACCAGCAACGACAUGAUCUAUUUCAUAACUUAGAUCUUGGUGCUGGUGAGCAGCUCAAGCUUGAUUUCCUGCUUGAUCCCUCGCAUCGUGUGAAUAGGAUGCAGACUGGUGUCAAUGGGGCACAAGACACACCGGGAUAUCAGCAUCUUCCUACGAAACAUGAUUGGAAUGUGGGCUUGCUCCCGCCUCCUCGGAACCAUUCGGCUGUCAACAGCGGUCCGCAUCAACACCAACAGCAUCGCAUAGAGUACGCUCCGCGGAAUGUAUUCCAACCGGUCGAGUCGUCUUGGGUUGGCAACUCGGCCCCUAUCAAGAAUAGCCUAUCAACCUGUCCUCUAGAUAGCCUGCUUCUUGACUUUCUACAGGAGAGACGUCAACGGGCCGCAGAGGGCGUUCCUACGCGGGACGUAGUCGGUCCGAGAUAUCCCUCCGUCUCAUCGCUACUGAACCCAGCCAAUAGUGUAUUCUCUCACCCACUCUCCAAGGUCUUCACAGACAUAUUAGCGGCCUUUCCAGGGAUGAGCGGGCUUCCGGAGCGCGUGGCUGUGCUUUACUACAUGUUUCUCGUCAUGCGGUGGCAAGUCAGCCCUACGCAAGAGAACUACGACCUCUUACCUCCUUUUGCGCUCCCCACGCCGGCACAACUGCAAGUUACCCAUCCGGCGUGGAUAGACCACCUCCCCUUCCCACACAUGCGGGAGAAGCUCGCAAAGGAGUAUAAUCCCGUCGAGUUCCUAUUCGAUAACUUUUUCAUCCCAUUCACAACCACCAUCUCCCUCAACUGGCCAUACGAGGCUACAGACACGUUGCUCCAGAGCCCGGAUGGGAGCGAAUUACUGAUCAACCCCGUGUUCGAACGGCAUCUGAGGAGAUUCGAGAAUUGGACGCUAGGCGAAUCUUUCGAUAAAGCGUUCCCUCGUCUCAGGGGUACGUAUAAUCUCAAAAGAUGUACUAGCACGCCGAGGGAUAUGGCGGAUGGCCAGUUUAGCGGUGGGUAAUUUAGUAUAUUUAUAUAUCUAUAUGCAUGAACCUAUAUGAGAAGGUUGGCAUGAUUUUAGUCCGGCCAUGCUAUACGCAACACAUAAAAGAGGGGUUUAUAUAUACUGCCUCUCACGGAGAUAGUGCAGCAAGUAUCGGGACCCUGCUAUUCCCGAGGAAGUUUAGUCAUAUUAAACGGCUGAUUGGAUAGGAGUAAGAGAAGAGACCUGAAGAUAUCCUUAGGGCUAGGAGAUGUGUAAGGUAGAUUGGUAUAGGGGGUAUAAGAAGUUGUUCAUCUAUCUACAUAUAUAACGCGAGUAUACGUAUAUAGCUCGUAGUUCAACCAUCC